Messenger RNA from Paramacrobiotus metropolitanus, 1883 nucleotides. RefSeq names its product 1,5-anhydro-D-fructose reductase-like. NCBI's taxonomy places the organism in Eukaryota, Metazoa, Tardigrada, Eutardigrada, Parachela, Macrobiotidae. The transcript is spliced from 9 exons. Gene Ontology annotation, cellular component: cytosol. Gene Ontology annotation, molecular function: aldose reductase (NADPH) activity. The record is from RefSeq and is a predicted model, not a curated record. Bases 717 to 1706 code for a protein of 329 amino acids.
GCAUCGGAUAAUUUCCAUUGGUUAUGCAACAUCGAAUGUAUUCUACUAGCGACACUUGUUAUAUUCUUUUCUUAGCAUUGUAAAAGAAGCACACAAAGUCAUAUUUUUUCUGCAACGUAUAAUUAUACUCGACGCGAUUCAUGCUUGAGUGGCGUUUUAUAUCGACGUGAAAAAGAUUUUCCUACUCUACACAGUGACGACGUUUGUAGAUCAUGCCGGCUAUGGCAGCCGUUGUCGGCCAUGUACUUGGCUGGAAAGUUUAUCGCGGACGCGGAGCACCACUCGCUCACUCGCUAUCUUGGUGAGCUGAUCGGUAAUAUUUCUCCGAGUUCUGUUGUGUUGCCCUGGUGGGGUUGCUGGGGCAAUGUUUGCGGUAAUGAAGCGUGAGCAUAGAACGCCAAAUGAAUUGGAUUUGCGAGAUCUCACCACCGUGUUCCACGCAUACGGAGUAUUAACAGCUGUCAGAAUUCGCAAGAGAAACUUGUGUCUGGUUUAAAAGUUGAGACAGUUUUAUAUAUCAGGCCGCUUAUAUGCCGGAAGCCUGUUCUUCUUUGCCUUCAAGGCGCAUUACGAAUCAAGUCUAGUCGAAUUUACCGGUUUCUGAUCCAAAAACGGCGAGCACAUUUCUCGAUCCAUUUUAAUGUUCAUAAAGAGGUACAUCUGGGCGUUUCAUAUUAUUUUGCUGCAAUAAUUUUUUGUACAAUUGCCCGACAAAGAUGCCUUUCUCUAAAUUAGAUCACGCUCAAGAGCUGACACUGAACAGCGGACAUAAAAUCCCCGUUAUCGGCUUAGGCACCUGGCAGUCGAAACCGGGAGAAGUGCAACAAGCCGUGGAAGAUGCCAUUGAUUUGGGAUACCGGCAUUUUGAUUGUGCUCUGGCUUACGAGAAUGAAGGUGAAAUCGGUCAGGCUAUUGCCAAGAAAAUACAAGAGGGUGUCGUUACCCGGCAGGAGCUUUUUGUUACCACUAAAUUACCUCCGGUCUUGAUCGAGCCAACGUUAGUCCGGGAAGGAUUCAACACAUCAUUAAAGCGCCUUGGUCUGGAUUACGUCGAUUUGUAUUUGCUGCACAAUGCUAUAUCCAUCAACCGUGACUACAUCAAAACACUGCCACCUGGAUCCGUUUUGAAGCGCCCGGAAGACCCGAGCAAAUUUUUCCGGAAUGUGGAUCACGUUGCUGUCUGGCAUGAACUGGAAAAAUUAGUGGACGAAGGUCUAGUGCGCAGUAUCGGCGUAUCGAAUUUCAAUCAACAACAACUGCAGCGUCUGAUCGAUCAUGGCCGCAUCAAACCAGCCGUUUUGCAGGUGGAAUGCCAUGCGUAUUUCCCACAACAUGAUCUGCUGGCGUUCUGUCAACGCCAUCACGUCGUUCUGGAGGCGUAUUCGCCGUUGGGUAGUCCGCAGCGAUGGGGCGGAAAUGCCAGCGGCCCCGUGCUACUGGAAGAUCAGGUUUUAACGGACAUAGCCAAGAAGCAUGGCAGAACACCGGCGCAAAUUUUGCUGCGUUCGCUCGUUGAGCGCGGCGUCGUCGUUCUCCCGAAAUCGGUCAAUAAAGUCAGGUUGCAACAAAAUUUGCAAAUCUGGGAUUUCCAUCUUGAUGAUGAUGACAAACACAAAAUGGAGCACAUGGGCAAGAACGGAAAGCGGCUGAUCGACUACGCGACAUGGGUCGACUCCCCAAACUAUCCAUUUCAGGCGCUGCUGUAAUGCAGCAAACUGGAAAGAGAAUUUGCAUGAAAAUCACCGAGGGACAGCAUUAACAUUGCAAUGGCUGCUAUGACGUUUUAAAUAAAUCUUUGGCUGUUAAGCUUUUCUAGUUUGUCUUGUGGAUGUUUUUAAAAAAUGAAACACGGAAAUUGUUAAAAAAAAAUGACGAAAAGCUCA